GAGUCUGUUCCUAUGGGGACCAGGUUGAAAGCGAAAGCCUUUAGAGAGAGAGAGCGGCUCGACCUACAGUUCAAACAACGUGAAUGUCCAUCUCCAUUCUCCUCAGUCGAUGUGUAUGCCAGUUUAGCGUUCUCUCCGCUCUGAAUUUCUUAUUUUGCAAAGUGUACAUCCAAACGACACCUGGACAUCUCAAGGAGCGCGUUUCUUGGACCAAAACAAGUGUAAAUCUGCUGGACCUGGUCGACUGCUCUGCGACUACUACCACUCCCAGUCAGUCCUCAGACAUCACCAUGGAGAAGUAUGAGAAGAUGGGGAAGAUCGGGGAAGGGUCCUACGGCGUGGUGUUCAAGUGCAGGAACAGGGACACGGGACAGAUCGUUGCCAUCAAGAAGUUUGUGGAGUCUGAAGACGAUCCCGUCAUUAAGAGGAUCGCUCUGAGAGAGAUUAGGAUGCUGAAGCAACUAAAGCACUCCAACCUGGUGAACCUGAUUGAGGUGUUCAGACGUAAACGUAAGCUACACCUGGUGUUUGAAUACUGUGAUCACACCGUCCUCAACGAGCUGGACCGAUACCCCAGAGGUGUUCCAGAACAUCUGGUAAAAAGCAUCACCUGGCAGACACUCCAGGCUGUCAACUUCUGUCAUAAACAGAACUGCAUCCACAGAGAUGUGAAGCCCGAGAAUAUCCUCAUCACUAAACAGCAGGUCAUUAAGCUCUGUGACUUCGGAUUCGCCAGGAUCCUCACCGGUCCAUGUGACUACUACACAGACUAUGUGGCAACGCGAUGGUACCGUGCCCCUGAGCUGCUCGUGGGUGAUACUCAGUAUGGAGCCCCUGUUGAUGUUUGGGCGCUGGGCUGUGUCUUCUCUGAGCUGCUCUCUGGCAUCCCCCUCUGGCCCGGCAAGUCAGACAUGGACCAGCUCUACCUCAUCAGGAAGACACUGGGAGACCUGAUCCCCCGCCACCAGCAGGUAUUCAGUAAGAACCAGUUCUUCAGUGGAGUGUGCAUCCCAGAGCCUCAGGAAAUGGAAACUCUGGAACUGAAAUACCCCAACCUAUCAUAUCAAGCACUGAGUCUGAUGAAGGGCUGCCUGCGUAUGGACCCGUCGGAGCGGCUGACCUGUGAGCAGCUUCUGGAGCACCCGUACUUCGACAGCCAACGGGAGGAGAGCGAGAGCACCGGCCGGGAACAUGACCGCUCCACCAAGAAGAGGUCACGCCUCCUGCCCCGCAAACACCUCCCACCUGGGAUCUGUAAGGUGGAACUUGGAAGCAAUAUGGUGGAAGCUCCAUGCAAAUUGGGACCAGCUGUCAGAGAUGGCAAAAUGCUGUACAAACAAUUGAAGUAUUUGCCUCAGCUCACCAGCAGCAGUAUCUUCCCAGCUCUGGACAACAAGAAGUACUAUACCAGCCUGAGGAAAUUCAACUACCACUUCCCUAACAUCUAAAUCCACCAUUUUGGAUCAGAAAUUCAACUACCACUUCCCUGACAUCUAAAUCCACCAUUUUGGAUCAGAAAUUCAACAACCACUUCCCUGACAUCUAAACCCACCAUUUUGGAUCAGAAAUUCAACUACCACUUCCCUGACAUCUAAAUCCACCAUUUUGGAUCAGAAAUCCAACUACCACUUCCCUGACAUCUAAAUCCACCAUUUUGGAUUUGAAUGGUCCAGUCGCACAUUCAUCAACAUAUACCGUGUUCACGGUGCUAGUCAGAACUAGGAAACUGACAUUUCCUGGUUGUAGUUAUAGACGUGUCGCGUACAACGAAUCAACAAGUGGGACAUUUCUGAGUUUUCUAGUUCCGACUAGCAUGUAAACACGGCAAUAUUCUGGUCAGCUCAGGAACCAGGAAGUGAAUCACAACGUGGAAGGACAGGGAGAAGUCCUUGUGAUGUCAUUCUAUGCACUGUCAACUUUUUUUUUUCUACUGAAAGACAAUUUUAUUAUGUGGUGGUUGCCUCCAUUGAAGGCGUAUUUUGUAUAUCUAUAUAAUGUUGACAAGGAGCAGCCUAGUGCUCAGCUGGUAGAUUGAGGUUGUCUUCCAGGCAGACUACGUUGCACGGUGCCGGCCUGGCUAUAACAUAUGUGGUUGAUCUGAUACGUAAAAUACCUAUCCAGACAUUGUGAGAUCUGGCAGGCGUCUGCAAUGUAGUCAACCUGGGAACACAGCCAGAUACUCGUGUAGAACGGAGGGAGCACCAUACCCUACUGCCUUGACUGGUUUUGCCAAAUGUUAUUUGUGUUUUGUUAAAAUAUUGAUUUUCUCAGAAGUAGGUUUGAGUCAUUUGUAAAGAGAAGAAGAAAUGUAACAGAAGGUGAAAGGUCAGCUCGGCUUUAUUUUAUUGGACAGAAAUUGUCUGAAAUGAUCAGAUCAGCGUAGCUUUGUGGAUUAAAUACCGUAAGGGUUCUAUUCAGUCUAGAUCUCUGAAGCGAUGUGCACGGAACAAAAAUAUACAUGUAAAGUGUUGGUCCCAUGUUUCAUGAGCUGAAAUAAAAGAUCCCAGAAAUGC
Molecule: messenger RNA, 2513 nt
Organism: Salvelinus namaycush (lake trout)
Lineage: Eukaryota; Metazoa; Chordata; Actinopteri; Salmoniformes; Salmonidae
Gene: cdkl1
Product: cyclin-dependent kinase-like 1 (CDC2-related kinase)
Exons: 11
Coding region: 84-1448 (454 amino acids)
Biological process (GO): protein phosphorylation
Cellular component (GO): nucleus
Molecular function (GO): cyclin-dependent protein serine/threonine kinase activity; ATP binding
Source: RefSeq, a predicted model, not a curated record